Messenger RNA from Coffea arabica (coffee), 2009 nucleotides. RefSeq lists its product as uncharacterized. Gene Ontology annotation, molecular function: protein binding. NCBI's taxonomy places the organism in Eukaryota, Viridiplantae, Streptophyta, Magnoliopsida, Gentianales, Rubiaceae. The record is from RefSeq and is a predicted model, not a curated record.
AUGUUUUCUUCCAAUCUGUCUGUUUUGCUGGGACUAGACAGACCCCCAUUUCUUUCUUGAUUUACUUCCAUGGAAGUUUCUCCCAGAGAUAACACCAUCCUCUGCUUCUUCUUCUGAUCUAUUUGAAAAACAAAAAAAAAAAAAAAAGAGGGAAAACACAGAUACAGCCUCAAAAGAAACGGAAGUUUUAUUUUAUGCUAUCUGAGGAAAGGAUGAAGGGUUCAUUUUUCUUUCUGAUUUUCUUAACUCUGUUGGUGGCUUAUGUUCAAUUUCAAGCUGAUGCUGCUAUCCCUGCUGGGCCCCUGAUAAAACAUGUUUCAUCCCUGCUCAAAUGGACCAGGUCUUCCUCUAAAUUGCCCCAAUCUGAUGGGAAUGUGCUUCAGUUUGAAGAUGGCUACUUAGUAGAAACUGUUGUACAGGGGAACGAGCUUGGGGUCAUGCCUUACAAAAUCCGCGUGUCACAAGAAGGCGAACUGUUUGCUGUGGAUGCAGAUAAGAGCAACAUUGUUCGGAUAACUCCCCCAUUAUCCCAAUAUAGCAGGGCAAGAUUGGUUGCAGGGUCAUUUCAAGGUUACACAGGGCAUGUGGAUGGAAAACCAAGUGAUGCUCGGUUUAAUCAUCCAAGAGGAAUCACCAUGGAUGAUAAAGGAAAUGUAUAUGUUGCUGAUACAGCAAACCUUGCCAUUAGAAAGAUAGGAGAAUCUGGUGUAACGACAAUCGCGGGAGGAAAAUCAAAUGUUGCAGGAUUCAGGGAUGGGCCAAGUGAAGAUGCUAAGUUCUCAUCUGAUUUUGAUGUGAUAUAUGUUCACUCAACCUGUUCAUUACUGGUUGUUGACAGAGGAAAUGCUGCCCUUCGACAAAUAUCUCUUGACCGUGAAGAUUGUGAUUAUCAGUACAGCUCUGUUUCAGCUACAGAUAUUUUGAUGGUUAUUGGUGCAGUCUUGAUUGGAUACAUUUCAUGCAUACUCCAACAGGGGUUUGGUUCAUCCUCCUCCAGAAUGCAAGCAAAUACGGGGUUUGAAACUCAUGCAGACCGACAAAAGAAAGAAAAAUCUGCCCCUGCGGUGGAACUUGUGAAAGAGAACCAGGAAGCUGCUUGGCCAUCUUUUGGACAGCUCAUUGGAGAUCUACCAAAGAUUGCAUUCGAGGCAUUUAGUGGCGUCUUAACGUACCUCAUGCCCUUCAGGUUUAGUCGCCGCAGUGCUAGAAAAGGCCUCACUCCAUUGAAGGAUUCUUUGAUCAUGCCUGAAGAUGAAGCUGAGCCCCAGCCCCAGCCCCAGUUAGUUCAAAAGCAGAGAACUCUUGCCCCUAUGUCAGAAACCAGGCAGGCUUACACACCAAAUGUUAGUGAUAGAUAUUCAGAAGUGAAGCCUCCUAAGAUCCGAUCGAGCAGCAUGAAAGAUCCGUCAUUGCCAACCAAGCACAGAUCCUCUAGACGACAAGAAUAUGCUGAAUAUUAUGCAUCGGGCGAGGUUCCUUCUCAAGUUCAAGCGAGGUCUAAAGGUCAGAAGGAAAGAACAAAACAUCGACAAAGGGAUAAAAGUGGAGAGGUUUUUGGAUCAAGCGGGGUGGAAUAUUCAAAACCUGUUGAAAGCAAGGCAGUCAACUAUGGUGAUCCCAAGUACGGUCCUUACAACAUGAGGAGCAAUUAUGGGGAUACAUUUCGUUUUGGGUAGGUUGCUUGCUAAAGUGUCUCAGUCCUUGUAGUUUAGAACUACUACUACCGUCUCUAAUUGGUCAAGCAAUUAUGUAUUGGUGUUGGAAUGUCUAUAGUUCCGCCUGGCCUUCAACUUCUUAGAGAAACAAAGAAUUUUUUUGAGCGUUUCUUGAGCCUGUUUGGCUUUUGUCCCUUGCGUAGCAUGAUUCUAUCUUGGGAGCCAACAAAAGACAAGGAUGAAUGGUGGCAGAACGUUCACCGCACCAACCCAUAGAAAGAAAAUUGCAUGUAAGGACUUGGUUUUGUAAUUCGUCAGAAAGUGUUGUUGAAAAAUGAAGUGUCUACUGUCUAA